GGCUGUACCUACCUGCAUAACCACAUCCCUUUUUCUCCAUACCAGCCACGCGCUUGCUCGAAGAUCGACUAGCUCGAGCAAACCAACACACGGAGUAUGCCGUGAGUGACACUGUGUUUACCUCCUGACCGGCGAACGGACAGCACGUCUUCUUCAUCUAAUGCACACUAAACAUAGACGGGAUCCAUCUCGCCAGGACGCGAGGCCCGGUUUGGCGCGGGUGGGAUCAAUUAAAAUCUGCAGGUCGGCUGGGCCUAGUGUUGAUGGUGUUAUUGUCGCUGCCAUUGUUGUGAAAUCGCUUGGCCACGAUUGUCCCGGUCCUCAGGCCAACAACCGGGACCCGAACUCAUUGGAUGACUGCUCUGCCAAGUCGAAGGCCUGUGGAAGCGCCGUGGAAGCCCGCUUACUCUGCAGCUACGCUCGAUCCUUGUCAGAUUGUGCAGGAGAUGGUGUUACCGAUCAGCAUCGUUUGGAAACAUGGCCACUGGGAUGGAGGGGGGAUGCCGGAAUGUUUCGAUUGUUCUCUUACUUCUCGAAUCCUGCCCUCCCCCUUCCUGUCAUGGAAACUCUGUUUGAUAGCCGGGCCUUCCCGGAAGCGGCAGGGAUCUGCAGAACGUGGUCGCCGACUGCGUGACCGGGGAAAGACCUUCCCCCAGAUAGGCCGGCUAACUUACGUUGCUUCUGCUCCCGGUGCUCCCCUAGUGUGUCGCGCCCUUCCCCGCCCUGUGUGCUACGCCCUUACUAAUGGCCAUUGUGAUGGUCGUUUUGAUUUUUAUUAAUUAAAUCACUGGCCACAGAGCACGGAUAAAUCGAUUAAUU
Messenger RNA from Aspergillus steynii IBT 23096, 819 nucleotides. RefSeq lists its product as uncharacterized. The record is from RefSeq and is a predicted model, not a curated record. The transcript has a single exon. Lineage: Eukaryota; Fungi; Ascomycota; Eurotiomycetes; Eurotiales; Aspergillaceae. The coding region runs from base 161 to 634 and encodes 157 amino acids.